This is a messenger RNA of Aspergillus lentulus, 891 nucleotides long. Its product is annotated as putative polyadenylation factor subunit CstF64. The record is from RefSeq and is a predicted model, not a curated record. Gene Ontology annotation, molecular function: mRNA binding. Lineage: Eukaryota; Fungi; Ascomycota; Eurotiomycetes; Eurotiales; Aspergillaceae. Gene Ontology annotation, biological process: mRNA 3'-end processing. Gene Ontology annotation, cellular component: mRNA cleavage and polyadenylation specificity factor complex.
AUGGCUCCAGAGAGGACCGGGAAGAGUGUCUUCCUGGGAAAUAUCCCUUAUAACCUUACGGAGGAACAGGUCAAAGAUAUCCUCAGCUCCGCUGGCACAGUUACCAAAUUCCGUCUUAUGAUGAACCCGGAGACGGGGAAACCAAAGGGUUAUGGCUUCGCAGACUUCGCCGAUGCAGACGCCGCCGCCUCUGCGGUCCGAAACUUGAACGACUUCGAGAUCAUGGGCAGGAAAAUCCGCGUGGACUGGCCUCACAACAACGAGAAGGAUUCGGUGCCCCCUGACUACUCGCAGACAUCUCAGAUGCCCAGUCAGGAUGUUCAACCCGGUCAGCAGCCAUCUGCGCCGCUCCCCCCUCUUCCUCCCGGUGUCGAGGUGCCGCCUCACUUGGAUUGUCCAAACGCUAUCUCUCAGACACUUUCGUCCUUACCCCCGAACCAGCUCCUUGACGUUCUUUCACAAAUGAAGUCUUUGGCAAUGACCGAUCCGGCCCGCGCGACGGAGCUCCUGCGACAGGCCCCGCAGCUGGCGUAUGCCAUUUUCCAGGCACUGUUGCUCAUGAACCUCGUCGACUACAGCACUUUGGGAGCAGUGGUGGAGCAAGCGACACAGCCAACCGCUGCGGCCGCUCCUUCGGCUCCCCCUGCGGCACAGCCUUUUCAGCCCUUCUCAGCCGUACCUGGUCAGAUCUCCACGCCACCAAUGGUCAAUACACCUUUUGCCCCUCAACCUGCGGCACAAGCGCCCCCCCAGCAACAGGUUCCAUCGCAAGAAGAACUUCUACAGCAAGUGCUCAGUAUGCCACAGUCAGCUAUUGAUGCUUUGCCACCGAUGGAGCGGAAUCAAAUCAUGCUUUUGCGUCAGCAGUUGAUGCAAGGAGCCAUGAGGUAG